AUGUUUACUAAAGUAUCACAAGAGAGUGAAGCGGCGGUGCAUGCAAGCUACGUUUUAUCGGAGAUGAUAGCUAAACACUCAAAACCUUUUACUGAAGGUGAUUUCAUCAAGGAAUGUUUAAUUAAAGCUGCAGAAAUUGUUUGUCCUGGAAGUGUGAAGACGUUUCAAGCAAUAUCUUUGUCUCGAAAUACCGUUGUGGAAAGAGUUACUGAUAUGGCCAGAAAUUUAAAUGAUCAGAUAAAAGAAAAAUCAUCUUGUUUCAAAGCAUUUUCCAUUGCCUGUGAUGAGAGUACGGACAUUGGGGGCGUAGCUCAGUUAGCUGUUUUUUUUCGAGCUUGCGACACGGAUUUCAACAUUUUUGAGGAAUUAUUGGAACUAGUACCGAUGCAUGGCACUACUACAGGAGAAGAUAUAUUUAAUUGCGUUUAUGAUCUUCUGCAAAAAUACAAUUUACCUCAAUCAAAAUUGACUUCUGUAGCAACAGAUGGAGCUCCUUCAAUGACUGGAAAAACCAACGGUUUCAUACGCAUUGCAUUAUACAUCAGGAAGUAUUAUGUACGAAGAUCUCGAGGUUUAAAUCAGCGACAGUUCUCUCUGUUCUUAACUGAAUUAGAAAGCGAAUAUUCAGGUUUAUCAUACUAUACCGAGGUACGUCGGCUAUCAUGCUCCAAGGUUCUCAAACAAUUUUGGGACUUGAAAGAAGAAAUAUGUCAGUUUUUAAUAACCAAGAAUGAAGACAUCACUUUGUUUUCUGAUCAAGUAUGGUUGCAAGAUUUUUCCUUCAUGGUUGACAUAACAAAACACUUGUCGGAUUUAAAUUUGAAACUGCAAGGAAAGGAUCAGAUCAUUACUAACAUGUGUGACCAAGUUAAUGCAUUCAAAUGUAAGCUAGUUCUUUGGGAAAAGCAGUUGAAAAACGAAGAUUUAAUGCACUUUCCGACAUGCAACAUGUACAAAUCAAGUUUAGGUGAAACUGCAUCGUAUCAAAAAUAUGCGGAAAAAAUUUUAAGUCUUAGAAAUGAAUUGUUUCUUGUUUCAAGGUUUUCUGAUUUCAAAUCUUUGGAAGAAUCAGUACCUAAUCACAUGCAAAUGGAGGUAAUAGAUAUCCAGUGCGAUUCAGAUUUAAAGGCAAAAUUCAUUGAAGUUGGCGUUUCUGAAUUUUACAAAUAUUUGCCAGCCAGAUUUGAAAACACUCGAAAAUUAGCAUAUGAAAUUAUGUCCAUGUUUGGAAAUUGUACAAAAUUAAAGAGGAAUUACAGUUUAACCUUUGAUAGUGAAAGAAGUGUUAAAUCGAUUGCUGCUGCCAAUUAUUCGGUUUUGUUGUAA
Condylostylus longicornis is the source of this 1326-nucleotide messenger RNA. Its product is annotated as general transcription factor II-I repeat domain-containing protein 2-like. The transcript is spliced from 4 exons. The coding region runs from base 1 to 1326 and encodes 441 amino acids. The record is from RefSeq and is a predicted model, not a curated record. NCBI's taxonomy places the organism in Eukaryota, Metazoa, Arthropoda, Insecta, Diptera, Dolichopodidae.